This is a messenger RNA of Priapulus caudatus, 1487 nucleotides long. Its product is annotated as protein NDUFAF4 homolog. Gene Ontology annotation, biological process: mitochondrial respiratory chain complex I assembly. Gene Ontology annotation, cellular component: mitochondrion. The transcript has 3 exons. The record is from RefSeq and is a predicted model, not a curated record. NCBI's taxonomy places the organism in Eukaryota, Metazoa, Priapulida, Priapulimorpha, Priapulimorphida, Priapulidae. The coding region runs from base 94 to 828 and encodes 244 amino acids.
UGUCUUGUGUGUCUUACGUGAUGUCUUGUCAACCUUGUAGUAGUACUAUUUUGUAAAUCUUGUGUUACUGUAAUUUUAAAGAGUCUGUAAGCAAUGGGUAAGGUAAUUUCGACGCUGGAGAGAAAGGCCCGGCACUUCAACGUAGAAAAUCGUGCGAUGAAAGUAAUUUCGAAGGAAAAGCGACCCACCGCUAAACGGCCCGGAUCGGUAGACCUCGAUAGUGCAGCAGCAGAGCAUAAGGCACAGGUGGCAGCAGCGGUGAAGGAGAAAGACGCACGAUUGGAAGGAAUGUUAAAGGGCGUCUACUUGACCUCUACCGACGCCGUGCCCGAUGCGAAACCCGCCGAGGACGCCGCUCGCGACGUGCGACGCCCCCUGCCGACGGACCGGUCGCCCGUCGAACAGCCAGAGUGGGGCUACGCUGAACCCAAGACCGUUCCCCCGGGCCGGCUCACGCUCCGCCAAGCCGUCGCCUUCCUCACCGCCCACCAGGCGGAUCCGCGUCCCACGACGCUCGCCCGCCUCGCCGCCGACCGCAACCUCGGCAUCGACGCGGCGCGCCACCUGGUGGCGCACUUCCGCAUCUUCGAGGUGUACGUCCCCGAUGCGGCGGCGGCCGGAGGAGGGCGCCACCUGCGCGUGCAGGACCCGCUGACGGCGAUGAAGAGUCUCGGACCGGCGGCGAUGGCGGAGGAAGGAGCGAAGCAGGCGGGGAAGAUGAGGGAACAGUGGGAGGAGGCGGAGAGGAUACUCAAUCCGAAGCGGAAAAAGAAGGAGAAGGAGAAGGCAGAGAAGGUACUCGAUCCGACGCCGGAGGAGGGGAAGUGACGGAGAAGUGGGGGGGAGGUGGAGUUCGCCAGGUGGCGCUGGCGCGUCGAGCGUGUGCGUAGUUCUUGGUUUGAUCACCAGGUGGCGUGGCGGUUGGACACGUAGUUCGUGGCUUGCUCACCAGGUGGUGCGAUAAUCAUGCGUGUAGUUUCGUUGUGCGAUCACCAGUGGGUGCGACAGUCAUGUGGGUGAUUCAUGAUUUGCUCGCCAGGUGGUGUGACAGUCAUGUGAGUAGUUCACCACGUGUGUGAAAACAGUAAUUUUGCAUCUGUAGCUUGUUCAUAAAAUUUAGAACGGAGCUACGGUAGCGUCACCUAGUGCUAGAAUGACGGUCGUUGUUUUAAUAUCGAAGGAUUCGUGCGGUCACUCUGCACCAUGUUGCUAGCUGUUCCGGAACACAUUCGCACGUACGUUCACACACACACGAGGGUGUUCGAUCGUGGGCAAAGCUUCCAUUUUGAGCCACAAGAUGUCUCUGCUACACUACAAGCGAGAUGACUCGGAUUGCGCGUCGCCGUGGGGCCGCAUGACAGGUGGCUCCCUCUGCUCUUCACGUGAAUCGUCUUGCCUCGCUUCGAUCGGUCGACCGGUCGACCGGUCGCCGCGUCGUCGUUGUUGUUGUUGUUUUACUGAUUAAAACCUGUUUAUUUAUGAAUCGA